This is a messenger RNA of Volvox carteri f. nagariensis, 2566 nucleotides long. RefSeq lists its product as uncharacterized. Gene Ontology annotation, molecular function: Rab GDP-dissociation inhibitor activity. Gene Ontology annotation, biological process: vesicle-mediated transport; protein transport; small GTPase-mediated signal transduction. The record is from RefSeq and is a predicted model, not a curated record. NCBI's taxonomy places the organism in Eukaryota, Viridiplantae, Chlorophyta, Chlorophyceae, Chlamydomonadales, Volvocaceae. The transcript has 13 exons. Gene Ontology annotation, cellular component: cytoplasm. Bases 115 to 1446 code for a protein of 443 amino acids.
UGUACGCUGUGUUUGUACAAAACAGUGUUGAAGACUUUGUACAUAUUGCGCUCAGGGCUAACAAAUAGAGCUGCUUAUCAAGCCCGAUCUGCCGGAAAGCCGUCCGUAGGGAGGAUGAACGAGGAGUAUGAUGUCAUUGUGCUCGGGACGGGUCUGAAGGAAUGUAUCAUCAGCGGCCUUCUAUCAGUUGACAAGAAGAAGGUCUUGCAUGUUGAUCGCAACAACUACUAUGGUGGGGAAUCGGCCUCUCUCAGCCUCAUCCAGUUGUAUGAGCGGUUCCGUGGCGGCGACAAGCCCCCCGAGAAGCUGGGGCCCUCCCGUGACUACAACGUGGACAUGGUUCCCAAGUUCAUGAUGGCCAACGGCAAACUGGUGCGGGUGCUGCUGCACACCGAUGUGGUCAAGUACCUGGAGUUCAAGGCUGUGGAUGGCAGCUACGUGCUACAGAAGGGCAAGGUGCACAAGGUCCCGGCCAACGAUACGGAGGCGCUGAGCUCGCAGCUGAUGGGGCUGUUUGAAAAGCGUCGGGCAAGGAACUUCUUCCUUUACGUUCAGGACUACGAGGAGUCGGACCCCAAAACCCACAAGGGCCUGGACCUGAAACGCAUGACCAUGAGUGAGCUGUACAAGCAGUACGACCUGUCCGAGGACACGCAGGACUUCAUUGGACAUGCGCUGGGGCUGCAUCGUGACGACGCGUACCUGACCCAGCCAGCGCUGGCCACCGUUCUAAGGAUCAAGCUCUACCACGAGUCAUUGUUCAGGUACGAGGGCCUAAAGUCGCCGUACUUGUAUCCCCGGUACGGCCUCGGUGAGCUGCCACAGGCGUUUGCCCGCCUGUCAGCCGUGUACGGCGGCACGUACAUGCUCAACCAACCGAGCAUGGAGGUGCUGUACGAGAACGGCGUGGCGGUGGGCAUCAAGAAUGGAGAUGACGUAGCUCGUGCGAAGCUGGUGGUUGGCGACCCCUCGUACUUCCCCGGCAAGACCCGAGUGGUGUCCAAGGUGGUGCGAGCCAUCGCCAUCAUGAGCCACCCCAUCCCCAACACUGACAGCGCGCACAGCGUUCAGAUCAUCCUGCCGCAGAAGCAGACUGGCCGCAAAUCCGACAUGUACGUCUUCUGUUGCUCGUACGCGCAUAACGUGGCGGCGAAAGACAAGUGGUUGGCGUUUGUGAGCACCACAAUGGAGACGCCGAACCCAGAGGUGGAUCUGGCUCCGGGUCUGGCGUUGCUGGGUCCCGUGGACGAGAAGUUCGUGGAGGUUCGGGAGGUGUGUGAGCCGCUGGAGGACGGAGCCAGGGACAAGUGUUACAUCUCCAAGGGCUAUGACGCCACCACUCACUUUGAGACGACGGUGGAGGACGUGCUGGACAUGUACCGGCGCAUUACCGGGAGGGACCUGGACCUCACUGCCAAGGACCUUUCCCAGGUCGAGAACGCCUAAACGCAUCGGAUCCGACCAGGGGGAGGGAGGAAGCGCGUGAGGGGCUGGUUUUGUCUUGCUAUCGCGGGCAGUGGCUUGUGGAGCUGUGCGUGACGGGCGCCCUCGCUGUGGGCAAUAUGGCAACUCGCAACCGACCUGGACCUCGUGGUGACUGGUAAGGAGAGGAGACCAAGGAUGUGGGGUUCCGUUGGACAGUGACGCAGGUAUAAAGACACACAAAAGCAGGCACGUUUGUAUGGACAUAUCUAAGCAUGCUCCUGCGUCGUUCACAGCCGAGGGAUUUGGAGCGACGAUGGGUUCUCGGCGUGGGCUGUGGCCGUUUUGCACAUGCAUGCAUGUGUGGAGCACCAGCUGCAGGUGUUGUGGGAGCAAAGCCCAUGCGACGCCGGGAUUGCGGUGUGAGGACUAGGGGGCCCAGGACGUGUGUUGGCCAGGACUCAAUGUGGACGGCCGUUCUCUCGGCCCCGGUCCCGGGGUGUUUGGAAAUGCGGGAGGGGUGCAAAGUGGCUGUGCCAGCCGAGUGCUUGUACCUGCGCAAGCGUCUAUGGUGGUGGGUACUGGCCAGGUCAAAGAGUGUCAAAGAUGUGCGAGGAGUCGGUUUUGUUGGCGGCUGAUGGGUGAAGCCCUUGUAAUCCCAUAAGCGCGAGUCAGUGCCCAUUUCGGUGUGUUGGCGGUUGUACGUAACAGUUUGCGAUGACAGGUGCCAUGCCGUAUGCGUGCAGAUGACGUGCGUUCUUUCGGUCUAUGAAAAUGACGCGCGGAUGUACUGGGUAGUAGUUGCCGAGGCACGAGUAUAUCACAGGGAAAGAGGGCGGAAACAGAGGAAGUUUCUGGAAGGUUUCUCUUCACGCACAUUGCGGCAUUAUUGCUGCAUUCGAGUAUUGCGUAUGGUAGUCGUAAGCCAUUUGCCCUCCUGCAAUGCAACCGGACGUUGAAAACAUACACCUGUUUCUCUUAUUUUCGUGAAAGACUUUAAUCUAGCAUAGCAGCUCGUUUGCGUACCAAUUUCAUGUAAUAGUAGGCAAGCGUGUUGGCCGUGCAGGUUUGUGCAAGCUUUGUAUAUUGUCGGGCAUUGCAUCCGCCCCGCCCUCUUCCCAUGGGUUGUAUGCGAACGUGCUUU